This is a messenger RNA of Hyalella azteca, 1797 nucleotides long. RefSeq lists its product as uncharacterized. The record is from RefSeq and is a predicted model, not a curated record. Bases 998 to 1609 code for a protein of 203 amino acids. NCBI's taxonomy places the organism in Eukaryota, Metazoa, Arthropoda, Malacostraca, Amphipoda, Hyalellidae. The transcript is spliced from 3 exons. Gene Ontology annotation, biological process: cilium organization.
GUAGGUUGUCCACUGGCACUCUGGUGCCAAGUUGCGCAUGUGUGCUGCUGCCGAGUGCAUAGUGGCAAGUGAGAACAUUUUUUGCUGCCCACAUGGCCCUCUAGAGGCUAAAUGUGUUAUUUUAAUUAUUUUUUGAAGAAGAAAGUAGGCAAAGUUGCAGAGUAAUGAAGGUUUUUGCUUUAUUCGUUGGUAGCUUCUGCCCCAUUCGCCAUAGUCCAGAAUGGCAAAAUUAUGGAUUUUAGUAAACUUUAUGGGUCAUGGCUUGAUUGUGCAUUUUAAUAAUAAUUAGGUGAGAGAUAAUUUAAGUAGGUAGUGUGAAUUUUUUAGCACCAUAAUGUGCAAGAAAAUUACUGUCUACUGUCUGUCAGGGCUAAUAAGCUCAGAUAAAUUAAACAUUUCUUACUACCUAUCCCACCCACAGACCUAGAAUUGGAAUUUUUCUACUACUUAUUACUAAAAUCUAAUCUUGUGACUUGAAAGUGCCAAAUUUUUAAUAGAUUUCAAAUCUUGUAGCUGAAUUGUGUACUUUUGUUAACAAUUAUACAGUAGGUAAUUCAUCUUUUAGGAAUCUUGCUGAGAUUCCUGAAAUGCCAUGAUUCUCAUGUUCAGUAAAUGGCAGGGCCAGGAGAGCUCUACCUCUCUAGCUGCAGCUCUAAAGGUAAAUAUAUUUCAUACCAAAUCCCACCUAUGAGAAAGACUUAUCUAUUUUUAAAUAUGUAUUUUCCAGUGGGCUAAUUGACCAAUUGUUGAUAAAACUAUACUAUUGAGUGAGGGUGCUAAAUGCGUGGAAUACCUACCUAUGUCUACUUUCCAUGCCACAACAUGAGCUGUCUUGCCUUUUUUGGAGCCACAAGAUUUCUGGUAGCUGAAUUAUCUCUCCUCUAAUAGUAAACAAAAGUGCCUAAUCAAGCCACAAGAUUCCAAAUUUAUUUUAAAAUAAGAUUUUAGCUAAAUAAUUCUGCUCCAUAAUAGCUGCUAUUCUACGGUAAUAUACAAUAUGGUGUCAGAGCCUGAUCCAUGGGGUUAUUCCAUGGAAAGUACAGGCGGCCCUAUUGCCAACAUGAAGCUCAGUAUGGAUUCUGGUACAGCUACUCAGCACUUUGAAGAUAAUUUUAUAGAGUCCCACAUCCAAUCAAUUGAAGGAAAUUAUGUUGCUCUGGAUGACUCCAGCGCAUACUUGGACCGUCUGCAGCAGAAACUGGACAGAGUUCAAGGGAAUUCUGCAACACCUUCAAGUCGCUCCCUGCUGGAUGGUUUGAUGGCAGCCCGUCAUUCCCACCAUCACCAAUUAUUGAGUUCUAUGCGUGAGGAUAAUGCCAGGCUCACGGAGGGCAUAUCUACUGAACAGGGCCCGGACUCAUUACCAAGUGACCUGCCCCAUACACGAGGCGUUCUUCUUCCAGGUGGUCAGCACCAUCUUCACAGUCUGCUCCUAAAGAUGGCGCCGGAUAGAAUGGCGUUGUCAGCAGACGAACUCGUGCAUUUGUUGUCUGCGGACGUUUUAGAUUUUCAACAAAUUACGACUGGUGAAAUUGACAGAAGGCAGAAGACGGUCCAGGAAGUACAGAAUACCAAGAUGAAGGAUGCAGCGUCCGAGGAGCAAGAAUAAACGCAAUGAUUUGCGAAUCAGUGACAGCGGGCAACCAAAGCUACUGACAAGUGAAGAACUUUCUCACCGAAAGGUAAAUGAAGGACAGGUCCUAACCAAACGUUAUGGUCAUAGUAAAUGUCAGGAUAAUAAAUCACGAAAUUAUAAUUUAUGAUUAUUAUUAAGAAAAAUUUCCGUUUAUAAAUUGG